GAAAAUACAUAUGGGUGCUUGGUGAAUUAUCAUUAUGUCAAAGUACAGGAAGUUUAUUUAGGUUGCGUAAUUGAUGAUGGAGCACUUGCUUUGCGGCACAGCGUGGUGUUUUAGCUGUCUCUGGUGGAGGUCAGAGAGAGAAAGCAGACAACGUGUUACUUUCUUCGAAUUGUAGCUAGCUAUUUUUAAAUAAUGGAUAACAACCUACCGGGAUCAAGCGGGCAAAAAGGUGGAUUCGGGAGUCUUUUCGGAGGAGGGUCGCCAGAAUAUUCAAACUCUGAGCUCGCCGGGGUGCCAUUAACUGGAAUGAGCCCCCUUUCCCCCUACCUCAACGUGGACCCUCGUUACCUGCUCCAGGAUACUGAUGAGUUCAUCCUGCCCACCGGUGCCAGCAAGACCCGCGGCCGAUUCGAACUUGCUUUCUUCACUAUUGGGGGUUGCUGUUUCACUGGUGCUGCAUUUGGUGUAGUCAAUGGACUUCGCAUGGGCUUGAAUGAGACCAGGGGCAUGACCUGGUCGAAACCUCGCAAUGUACAGAUCGUUAACAUGGUGACACGGCAAGGAGCGUUGUGGGCAACCACGCUGGGCUCUGUGGCCCUGCUUUACAGCGCGUUCGGCGUGGCGAUCGAGAAGGCCCGGGGAGCGGAGGACGACAUCAACACGGUGGCAGCUGGGACCCUGACAGGCAUGCUGUACAAAUCCACGGGGGGCCUGCGGGCUGUAGCCAGAGGAGGGCUGGCGGGCCUAGCGCUUUCUGGAGCGUACGCCCUCUACAGCAACUGGGACCACCUGACCGGCGGCUCAACCAACCGCUUCUGAGAACUCAAGCAUGCUGGAACACUGGGGGACUGGCCGGCUGUCCAGCGUUCAGAGAACAUUACUGGAACCUUGCCCUUACACACCUGCUUCACUUACCAUGGGGCACAAAUGGACCUGAAGGAGCCCAAACCCUCAGGGCAGAACUAGCUGCGAAAUGGAGUCAUUUCAGUCCAUGGCAUUUGGGACGGUGCCGUUUCUAAUGGUUUUAAUUUCAGUGUACAGAUCCAUCUGUGCUUUCUACACCAUGUCAGUGCGUUUUCCAUUUUACAGAUAAAGGUCAACCUUUUUUGUAGUUUAAAAAGGAGUCGAGAAAAUUCCCAAUCAACGAUCAGCGGUUGCUUGGAACUGACAUAUAAGCCCAUGUAACUUGUGCAACUCUUGUACAGUAGUUUCUAGGAACGGGGUCCCGAUUCGUUCCUGUCAAGACAAGGAACACAGCACAUGCCAAUGGGCGAAUGACUCUUAGACACAAGUCUGCACUGUACACGAAAAGCCUUACCAGGACUCCUUGUGAAAGGGCAAAUCGCAGUGCAGUGUAAUAUAUAUUCCAUCUUUCAUAUGUCACCGUGGUCUGUUGUCUUUGUGUGCCAUUUGCUCACCUUGACUGUACUGCAAGUAAAUAAAAAUAACUAGGAUAUUGGACAGUGAUCUGAACAUUGUCUGGAAGUUUAAUCUGUUUUUGGUUAACAUGAAAUGAAACUAAAUCAGCGUUUGAGGUCCCGUUUCCCUCCAGCACAGAAAGUAAAUAUAUCCUUGUAAAUAUUUUCAUUUAGAAAAGUAAUGGACAGUCGUAAAACUUAAAUGUAAUUAUUGAUUCUUUUAGUUAUAAAAAUGCAUUUUACUGUUAUUUAUAUCUCCGUAUUUAAUCGUAAAAUGACAUGUAAGUGCAACUGUGAAUUUGAAGCAAAGGAGCUCAGUCUAAAACAAAGCAUAUAUAUUGGAUUUUAUUUUAAAAGUUUUUUUUUUUUUUUUCCUACCUAAAUGGAUCAGGACAAGCUUUUUGGCCUGGGUAAUAAAUUAGUGGUACUGAUCUGCAUAACUGACUCCCAAGUAAUGGGUGGGUGGAUAUUGAUUGGCUGUUCAUGUGCAAUUUGUUCAAUAAAAGCAUGUUGGAAAUAA
Molecule: messenger RNA, 1938 nt
Organism: Conger conger (European conger)
Lineage: Eukaryota; Metazoa; Chordata; Actinopteri; Anguilliformes; Congridae
Gene: timm23a
Product: translocase of inner mitochondrial membrane 23 homolog a (yeast)
Exons: 8
Coding region: 193-819 (208 amino acids)
Biological process (GO): protein import into mitochondrial matrix
Cellular component (GO): mitochondrial inner membrane; TIM23 mitochondrial import inner membrane translocase complex
Molecular function (GO): transmembrane protein transporter activity
Source: RefSeq, a predicted model, not a curated record